UCUGUUAAUCCGACAGCAUCCAUUUUUCAUGCACGCAGGCUGCUCAGUGCCGGAGCGCAGACACACCGCCGAAGCCGCUAAUCGAUAUUAAAAUACAUUUAUUAAAAUACAUAAAUUAAAAAACAGCGCUGAGGAAUAUAUGCGUAUAUAUUAAAAAAAGAAAAGAAAAAGAAAAAGAACAGCGUGCGUGUGCGCAGGUUGGCGAGAAGAAGCGCGCGCGUCCUUAUAAUAAAAUAACGAGAACGAGAAAAAAAAACACCGUCGUGUCGUUUACACACACACCACCUUACUGUCGGAUCUGUGUGUGCACCGCGCCAACACUAAAGAGAAAUGUCUGCUCCAGGCCCAGCCGGCGCCCCCGAAGGAGGGAAUCAACCACCUCCCAACCUGACCAGCAACCGCCGCCUACAGCAGACGCAGGCUCAGGUGGACGAGGUGGUGGACAUCAUGCGUGUGAACGUGGAUAAGGUUCUGGAGAGGGACCAGAAGCUCUCAGAGCUGGACGACCGAGCCGACGCGCUGCAGGCCGGAGCCUCUCAGUUCGAGACCAGCGCCGCCAAACUCAAGAAUAAAUACUGGUGGAAGAACGCCAAGAUGAUGAUAAUCCUGGGUGUGAUAUGUGUGAUCGUGCUCAUCGUCAUCAUCGUUUACUUCAGCACCUAAAGCCCGAGGUUCCUACUCCCCCCUGCGCCUGAUUUACAGCCACUCAAUCACUACCCACAAACCCCCAAGUCCUGAUGACUCCCCUCUACGGACCCCGGUCUCUCUACGUCCACAUGUCCGGCCUCUGAGCGUGCGCGCGCGUGUGUGUGUGUAUGUGUGUGUGUGUGUCCUCUGUAAAUACCUCCCGCUUUUCUGAGAUCUCUGAAAGCAGACGGUAAUCCCCUUCCGGUAAAUCUCUUGCUGUGCGUAAGACUUGUCCUUAUUCGUAGAGUUUUAUUUGUAGACUUCGUGUGUGGGUGUGCGUUUGUAUUAUUAUUAUUUUAUUUUAUUUUUAUUGUUUUUUUGUAUGACUUCUUUGGCUUGAAAAAAAAACUGCCUAUGAAUCUGUGUGUAUAUACAUCGCACGAUGUGUGUCAGUUAUUCUAUGCUCGUAGUUUACUUCUUUAACCGAGAUAUUCUUCCAAAACCCCAAAACUCUCUCUCUCUCUCUCUCUCUCUGUCAGUGCAUCUGUAUUUCUUUCUUUCUUUUUUUCCUUUCUAAUCAACAGUAGACUUUUGUAAACUGCCACAGAAAUGAUUUGGACCAAGGGCGAUAGAUUUCUAUUUUUUAUUAAGUCUGUAGUGUCUUAUCUCUUAAACAUUCCUUUAUGGCAGGGUAGAACGGCGCUGUCUGUAAAACUCCAACAGGAAUAUUUCUUAAACACGCUGUACCUGGCAGGAACGCUGCACACACCACCACGAGGAUAAAAUAGGAACCAGCUCAGUUUGCACAAGAACCUGAUUUUUGAUGGCGCUUUUAAACCCGAAAAAUACUUAUAACAAUAAUAACCUAAAAGUCCAGCUGAGCUGCCAGCGAAACGAAAAGCACACCGCUCGAGUUAUUCCUGCGUUACUGCUCUUUUUUUUAUUUUUAUUUUUUAGAUUUUAUGUUUGUAAGGAGGAAUAUUGUAUUUGUGUGAAUUUUUUUCACAUGUAGAAAAGGGACCAACCCAUCACCUGGAGUGUGUGUGUGUGUGUGUGUGUGUGUGUGUCUUUAUUUGUUGAUUUUAGCUGUCUAGUUUGUACACUGCCAAGCACCUGGGGGGAUUUUUUUUGUGUUUUUUCCAUCCCUUUAUGUCCACACUGCUCGUACCGGUUUGCUCUUAUACAUACAAUAAUAUAAUAUAAUGCCACCUACGUGUAUGCACACACACACACACACACACAUGCAGGACUCCAGUCACGUAGGUCCAAUCUGUCAGCAUGAAAUGAGUCAGUAAUGAUGUCUGGAGCCACACGUGAUCCUUUACCACGCGCACACACACACACACACACACAGACACACAAAUGCCCGCUCUCUUCUGUUCAUAUCUCCCCUCCCCCACAACCAUAUGUACAGUUAGCUACUGGAUUAAAUGACAAGGAUUUACCAAGUGAAGACUAGAGUAGCUUAAUGGAAUAAAAGUGUGUGUGUGUGCGUGUGUGUGUGGGAGCUGGACGGUGCCAUCUUAGAUGCUCUUAGUCAUGUUAUUCCUUCAGGAAAAGUGUCAUGAAAUAAAUCCUUGUUCCAGUAA
Messenger RNA from Clarias gariepinus (North African catfish), 2216 nucleotides. RefSeq names its product vesicle-associated membrane protein 2 (gene vamp2). Gene Ontology annotation, biological process: vesicle fusion; vesicle-mediated transport; SNARE complex assembly. Lineage: Eukaryota; Metazoa; Chordata; Actinopteri; Siluriformes; Clariidae. The transcript has 5 exons. Gene Ontology annotation, molecular function: SNAP receptor activity; syntaxin-1 binding. The coding region runs from base 331 to 663 and encodes 110 amino acids. The record is from RefSeq and is a predicted model, not a curated record. Gene Ontology annotation, cellular component: plasma membrane; SNARE complex.